This is a messenger RNA of Hypomesus transpacificus, 2181 nucleotides long. It is a transcript of the gene lipib, whose product is annotated as lipase, member Ib. Lineage: Eukaryota; Metazoa; Chordata; Actinopteri; Osmeriformes; Osmeridae. Gene Ontology annotation, molecular function: carboxylic ester hydrolase activity; lipase activity. The coding region runs from base 130 to 1497 and encodes 455 amino acids. Gene Ontology annotation, biological process: lipid metabolic process. The transcript is spliced from 10 exons. The record is from RefSeq and is a predicted model, not a curated record.
CUUCACUCUCCCUAUCCUUGCCUGACUUAGCUCACAGCCUCUGUUCUCCCAGACAAACUCUGGCUGGUGUUCUGUCUUUCUCUCUCUCUCUCUACCUCUUCUGUCUCCCUCCUCCUUCUCUCUGUGAGGAUGACGCCCCGGAGACUGCUGUGUCUGGUGGUCCUACUGGUGCUUUGUAAAGGUCAGGAGAGUGGGAGGGGCGAACCCUGUGACAACUUCACAGACCUGUACUUCCACGAGUCGUUCAUUGGCACCAUCCUGGACGUGCGCCUGCUCCUCUACACCCGGUCCAACCUCUACUGUGGCCGGGAGCUCAGCCACCACCACCUGUCCUCCCAGCCCUUCCUCAACCUCUCCCUGCCCACCGCCUUCGUCAUCCACGGCUACCGGCCCACCGGAGCACCCCCUAUCUGGGUGGAUCACAUUGUGCACCUGCUGGCGGAGCAGGAGGAUAUGAACGUGGUGGUGGUGGACUGGAACCGAGGUGCCGCCAACCUCAACUACUUCACCGCCGUGGCGAACACCCGCCAGGCUGCCAACAACCUUACGGGCUUCAUCCUCAACAUGCAGGAGGAGGGGGCGUCGCUGGACUCGGUGCACCUGGUUGGUGUUAGUCUGGGAGCGCACCUGGCGGGGUACGUAGGAGCCAACCUGAAGGGAAAGAUUGGCCGCAUCACAGGUCUGGACCCAGCAGGACCCAUGUUCACUGGAGCGCAGCCCGACGAGAGACUGGACCCCUCCGACGCCAUGUUUGUAGACGUCCUCCACACCGACAUGAACUCGUUUGGACUCAGUGGGGCUCACGGCCACAUCGACUACUACGCCAAUGGAGGUGCAGAUCAGCCUGGCUGUCCUAAGACCAUCUUCUCUGGAAAGUCUUAUUUUGUGUGUGACCACCAGCGGUCAAUGUUCCUGUUCCUGUGCGCUCUCAACCGCACCUGCAACCUCACAGGCUACCCCUGCACAUCCUACUCUGACUUCCUGGAUGGGAGGUGCCUGCAGUGUGAAGCGUUUAAGCCCCACCCUUGCCCACAGCUAGGUUAUGAUGUCAGCAGAUGGAGAGAUACCCUGCUACGAUUGGGCCAGACCAAGGCUUACUUCAGCACUACAGCCACAUUACCCUAUAGCAAGGCGAGCUACAGGGUUGACAUGGUGACCUGGAACCAGUACCUUCGCUGGGGGGUCAUCAUCCUCAGAAUCCACAGCGGGAGGAACUUCACAGAGGCCCGCAUCGACCAUAAGCUGUUCAGGCUGGAGCAGUACACGUCCACCCGUCUGCUGGCCCAGUUCGACGAGGACCUGCAGCCUGUUCAGAAGAUCUCCCUGCGCAUCGCUACCGGCAACGUGAUCGGCCCUCGCUACAAAUUCCGCCUCCUGCGCAUCCGUCUCUCACCCCUGGAUCGCCCUGACAGACCAUCAAUGUGUCGCUAUGACAUCAUCUUGGAAGAGAACAUGGAGGUGUCGUUCCGUCCACUGCCCUGCGACCCUCGGCUCUGACCUUUGAGUUCUGUCUCACACACACACACACACACAGCCAGUAGAGAUUUACCAUCACAAGGCCCAAAACUAAUUCCUACGGAGUCUCCCAUUCAUACUCAGAGAUCCAGGGGCUACACAGUGAAGACUGCUGAGGACACUGAAUCUGGAAUCAGUACAUUGCAGGAUGGAACCACGAAAAACAUAGAAACUUCUGAUAAUGUACAAGUGAACAAAAGUGUUAUUUUCUUUAGCAGGAAAAGCCCCAUCAUAGAAAACACUUCCUUGAGAAUGGACAUAAGAACUGGCCAGGUCAAGCUUCUUCACAUGGGCAGUGACAACCAUAGAUAUGGUGACAACCAUGCUGCCUGGAAAAAAGAGAUAACGAUUUAGAUGAUCAACACUGCUGCCCUGUUGGGAUUAUGUCACAUGGGACUUUGUCAUAGUGAGAUUCUUCUUUUUCUCACUCUGUGCCUUAUGUUGUUUGGUGGAGCUGCUAUGACGUUUGACUAGGUGCUUUCAGAAGCUAUAAUCACUUAUGACUGAAAUAAUAAAGAUUUUGGUUUGUAGUUCAUAAAACUGAUGUUGUAAUCGGGAUCAAACAGAGCAGCGUAAAAGCUUGAAAGUGGUCCUUCUUCGAAACUAUGUUUUGAAUUCACGACAGUAUUGCAGUGCAGAUUUUUUGUAAGCAUUUUUGUAUUUCUA